This is a messenger RNA of Jaculus jaculus (lesser Egyptian jerboa), 5619 nucleotides long. RefSeq names its product tumor protein p53 inducible nuclear protein 1 (gene Tp53inp1). Gene Ontology annotation, biological process: positive regulation of DNA-templated transcription; autophagosome assembly. Gene Ontology annotation, cellular component: nucleus; autophagosome. The coding region runs from base 245 to 967 and encodes 240 amino acids. NCBI's taxonomy places the organism in Eukaryota, Metazoa, Chordata, Mammalia, Rodentia, Dipodidae. The record is from RefSeq and is a predicted model, not a curated record. The transcript has 4 exons.
UCCGUCCGUCCGCGAACCGCGCGAGACGCAGCCCGGCCCGCCGCAGCUACCUCAGCAGCCCCGCCGCUCCCCGGCCGUGCAUCCCGCGGCCGCUCGGCCCCCGGAAAUGACUCUUCUCACGUAAAGUUGAAUAAACACCCUGUGCACUUUAAUCUCCUGUCCCUGCCAUCAAACCAACUGAAGACAGGAUUUUGAAAACUCAGCUAUAAAGACAUCCAGCCAAAGUCUCAAUCUUGCCUUAACAAUGUUUCAGAGGCUGAAUAAAAUGUUUGUAGGUGAAGUCAAUACUUCUUCCAACCAAGAACCAGAAUUUAAUGAGAAAGAAGAUGAUGAAUGGAUUCUGGUUGACUUCAUAGACACUUGCACUGGUUUCUCAGCAGAGGAAGAGGAGGAAGACGACGAUAUCAGUGAGGAGUCACCUACAGAGCACACUUCAGUCUUCUCUUGUUUACCUGCUUCCCUGGAGUGCUUGGCUGAUACAAGUGAUUCUUGCUUCCUCCAGUUUGAAUCCUGUCCGAUGGAGGAGAGCUGGUUUAUCACCCCUCCCCCAUGUUUCACUGCAGGUGGAUUAACCACUAUCAAGGUGGAAACAAGUCCUAUGGAAAACCUUCUCAUUGAACAUCCCAGCAUGUCAGUCUAUGCUGUGCAUAACUCCUGCCCUGGUCUCAGUGAGGCCAGCUGUGAGACUGAUGAACUUCAUAACUCAAGUACUCCCAGAGUGGAAGCCCAAAGCGAAAUGGGGCAGCACGUCCGCUGCUAUGUUGCUGCUCUUACUGCUCAUGCAAGUUUCCUGGAACAACCCAAGAGCUUCCGUCCUUCCCAGUGGAUAAAAGAGCACAGUGAAAGACAGUCUCUGAACAGAAACAAUCUUCGUCGCCAAAAUCUUGCCAGGGAUUGCCACUCUCGGCAAGUCAAGCACAGUGGCUGGGUGGUUCACCAGCCCUGCCCACGGCAGUAUAAUUACUAAGAAUUUCAAGUGUUGCUGGUUGGUUUCUCUGGGUUUAUGCAUAUAUAUAUGGAUAUGUGUGUACAUACAAUGAAAAUUCUGUUUCCUUACAGGCAGUUGAUGACCAAUCACUUAGUUUAUCAGUGUGUUUAGACACUUAUCUUUAAAACCAGACUUCUAUGCUGUGUAUCACAUAAUGCCUUGCUCCUAACAUUUACUUUUUUGUAAAUUUUUUCAGAAUAUUUUUGGAAACAUAUCAGUACAAUUGCAGUGUUGGUGUUUGGGGAUGUCUUUAAAUCUAGUGAAGUACACAUGAGUUAGCAUCUUAAAGACUUUUUUUUUACCCCAAGUACAAGAAUAGGCAUCUUUCAAUUUCAUUUAUUUUGUAUUAUUUAAUGUAUCUUUUGAGUAAGCAAAAAUUUAUUCUCAGGGUCAGCCAUACACUUUAUUGACCAAUACUUGAUAGUCUUUUCUGUAUAUAAUGAGAACAUUUUUAUACACUAACACUAGCAUUAACAGGUGAUAGUUGCAAUGGAUAUAAUGGGAUUAAUGGCUGAACUUUUGUUUGAAAGGAAACUUGAUAUAUUUCUGUGUGCUUUCCAUAUAGACAUGCAGGUCAUUGUGGAAUUCAGGUACCUUAAGCUUUAGUGAACAGUGCAUUCAGUAAUUCUGAUGUGACUCCAUGACAUGGUACAAAUAUUACAGCUGUCAUAGACAAAUGCAUUUGUCUCACCUACAGAGGAAAAAAAUGAAGACCUGUGAGAUUAUAUUUGGAAAAAUAUAUGUCUAUAAGUAAUCCAUAGACCAGUAUUUAAAUUAUUAGAGUUUCUUCCUGCCAGCUCUGCCUACUUCUCUCUUCACCUGAGUUGGAAAUUCAGAAGGGCUUGACCAGACACUUGAGUGACUUCAUACUAUCUACUCUAUCUAGGGAAAAUUGUCUCACGUGGAGCCUGACCUGCCAAGGGCCAAACAAGGGGGUUAGGAGACAUCUUAUGAUGUCUGUUCACAGUACAAGUGAAGAGUCAUAUGUUGACUUCCUUGAGUUUUCAUAUUUUAACGUUACAGAAUCUUUAACCACUUUGGCCUCUAUUUCCUCCACAACAGGGGAAUAUUAACCUUCCUCACAGUUGUGAGGAUUGUAUACUAAUUGGGUGUGGGGCUGUCUAGAACUGAACCUUGUGUGAACUUCCAAGGGCCUUUCUACUGAAUCUAGUGGUGGGGAGGCUGUGGCAGUUUCUUUGCCAUAAUUAUUCUUCACAGUGUUGGUGCUAAUGAGGCCAGGGUGCAGGGUUUAACUCAUGUAGGCCAGUUAACUUGACACACAGGAAAGUCUGUUUUCUUAACUCCAGCCACUUAAUUUUUUUUUCUUUCUUUCUUUUCUUUCUUUUUUUUUUUUGGUUAGAAGUUGUGAUGGAUUUUGCUGAGCCAUCCACACUUGCACCAACUUCCUGGGAAAUUAAGUAUAUUUAUAGCUUAGAGCACAUUGACAGAAUCGUAGCAUUGUCUGCAUCAUCAAACAGUUUCUGUCUCCUCUGCAACCUAAUUAAAUAAACACCCUUAUGGCACGCUUUCAAGUAAAAAGCAAAGCAGCUGUAGUUAAGCAGAGUAUUACAUUUUUUUCAGUAAGCCUAUGGCAGCUUGAGGCUCAGAACUCUGGAGACUUUAAGGAAGACCUGUAUGUUCUCCUUGGACUAAGCUGGGCCAUUUAGAAGUGGAAGAGAUCACCUAUGCAGUUAGAUGUUGCAGGCUGAUCUCCUAAUGGCUGGCUGACAUUAAGUGCCAGGAUGUCUCUCUAGAACAAGAACAUAGAUUCUCAUUUUUCCCUUAUCCUCCUUUCAUAUUGACUUCUCCUUUUAUUUAUUGUUUUCUAAGUAGGGGCCAAGUCUAUAAAAUUUCAUCAAACUUGAGUUAGAAGCUAUCUGUUAACUAUUUGUGUUUGCCAGAGUUGGGAGAUGAGGUUUUCAUGAAGGUGUGUCUGUUGUACCUUGUCUGUAAUAGGGCCAUAUGUUGACAACUUGAAAAAAAAAAAAAGACCAUUUAAAUAUUAUCUGAACAUAUGCUUCUGAAUCCAUGGGACCUUUUUUGUUACAUAGCAUUAGUUGUAUCUCACAAGCUAGAAGUUCAGCCAUGGGAAUUUGGCAGUGGGAACUGAUUUGUUUAUUAAACUGCAAUGUUUUGUUUUUCAAACUUUUUCUUUAUAUUUCUUGAUACCUUUAAAUACAUUUACAUCUCUGUCAGUUAUUGGACUUUUUGUUUGCCUUAUCUGGGCCUAGCUCUUUGUUCAAAAAAAAUUUUAGUCAUUGGGAUUAUUUCUACAAGGUUAGGAUUACCACACCACCUUUGAUAGCUUGCUAUGGUUUCUGUUAGUAUCAUAGGUUUCUGUCUAAUUGAAGAAAAGUUACCUGAUUCAGCUAAAGUUCUCUGUAUGUUUGUUAGUCCCCUACUAUGUGUAAGACACAAGUCUGAUGACACAGACCAUGUUGACAAGCUAAGGAUUUUUAAAAACAUGGCCAAAAUGUAUUUUGUGGGUUGAUUACUAUUUUUUGCUGUUGUAAUUACUGGUUGGUUUACAAUGUACUUUACUGUAUUUUACAUGAAAAUACAAGUAGUAGGAAAUAAAAUCCCCAGAGAUGGAGUUCAGGGUAGAGAACAUGCUUAGCUUGUGCAAAGUCCUGGGUUCACACCCAAGCACUGUAAGAAAGCAAACAAGCAAUAAGACCCCUCUGAAUUUAGUACCUCUGACAAUUUCUAAACUGAAAGCACAGAAUGUGACUUGGAAAAAGUCUGGAGUCCAUGGUGCACACAAACACUGCUUCAGAAAUAAGUUCCUGAGCUUCUAUAAUUUCUAAACUGAAAACACAGAAUGUGACUUGGAAGAAGUCUGGAGUCCAUGGUGCGCACAAGCACUGCUUCAGAAAUAAGUUUCUGAGCUUUUACAAUGCACCACCUUCCUCAGCGCUGUUUUUGCUCAUCAAACUUUUUAGAAUGUAUGUUCUUUGUUCAUUACUUCUUCCUGAGUUGAGUUAUGUUCUGCACUGUAAAUUGAUUAGCCAUCUAUUAUUUAUCGCGUGUGGUUGUAUGGUUGGGAAGGUAGGGAAUUCUUUGCAGAGAUGCAAAGUAAUUAACUUCUCAUUGCAGGGAAUCCCCACCACCACCACCUCCGAUUAACUUUCUGUAUAUUUUCCCGAUUUCCAUGAAGAUUGUUCCUGUUUACAUACCUUCUCUGUUGUAUCACUUCUUUGAUCCUAGCUAGAAGAUAGUUUACUGAAAACUUGAGAGGGCUGUACACCCUUGCCUAUUGUUUUUGCUCUCAAAUCUGUAUAGUACACUGGUUUGUAAUCUGUUGCUUUUGUUGAAAAUUUUCUUGCUAUUUCUCUUCCUUUUCUUUUUUUUGAAGAAUUUUCCUGUCUGUACACUCUUCAGAAUAAAAUAGCAAGGAAGUAUAUGUAUUAUCCUCAUUUUCUUUGAGUUAGAAAUUUUUUUUUUUAAUGAAGGAUUCCAGCAUGAUAGACAUUCAAAUAUACUUAAGUAGAUUAGUGGGGAAAGUUAGCAUCAGCUAAGGACUAAGGGACCACUCCUUGUGCUGGGAUAUACUUGUGCAUGUUUGUGGUGUUGCUUUGAAAUUUUCCUCUUAUUUUGUAAGGCCCAUGGAUACUGUUGAAACUCUUUGUAAGGUUGGGCUUUUUUCCUGGGUGGCCUUGCUGCCAUCUGCCAUGUUGAUGUGCUAUAAAUGGCAACCCUACCUGCUUAUUUUAAUGCUGAACCUUUUCCAUAAAGUAUUCUGUUUAGCAGAUCUAUGAAACAGUGGUGUCUGUCUUUCCAGGGACCAGUUUCACUUGAAAUGUGACACGAGUAAGAAUGGUCUGGGUGGACAAAGGUACCAGAGAGCACAGGGACAAAGGCAUCUUUUCUCACUGGCAACAGUGUCCUUUACGUGGAGGAGAAGUUACUACUCAGAUGGCAGCUUAAGUGGAUAAUGUUCUGUGUAUCAUUGAAAAGUUUCCUUGUGAUAUUAACAAAAUGUUUUUAAUUGUUAAACCCUUGGAGUUUUAGUACUGUUUGUUUUCUAGGCCGGCUUGUGUAAAAACCAAACCAGUGCUUGGCAAGGUUACAGGUGUGUAUUUUGGGACCUCGAGUGUGAGUGCUUUUCUUUUCUUUUUGAUUGUGUUUUCCUCCAAAAGUUUUAAACUUUAGUCAAUAAUUGUGUGUUAUUUUUUAAAAAGUGGCUUUGUAUCCUCUUCAAGUAAUUGUGAACACAUUUGCCUUUUGAGGGCAGGCGUGAGCAAUGGGACUAAAAAGUAUUGUAGGUUGUACUACGUGCCUUCCUAAUGUGUUAUAUGGACACAGCUUUUUUCUUUGUUCAUCAACUUGACAACGCAAAAGGGACACUUGGUUAGGUUUUAUAUUGUACAUCAAUCUAUGCACAAAUGGCAGCUUGUUUUCUUGAGCCACUAUCUAAAUUUUUUUAAUAAAUUUUUUAUACUGAUUGGUUCAUACAUGGUCAGUUUUAUACAGAGUGAACAGCACAGCACUUUGCCAAAAAUAAGUGUAGCAUCGCUUAAACAUUGUGUAUUAAUACCAGUUCUUUGUAUUGGGUUCUGUGGUGCAUUUUGCACUGCCUGGAUUUAAUGGUUUUUUAAAUCUGUCAGUAAAUAAAAUGUCCUUUAACUUCA